This is a messenger RNA of Aethalodelphis obliquidens (Pacific white-sided dolphin), 1615 nucleotides long. RefSeq lists its product as uncharacterized. The record is from RefSeq and is a predicted model, not a curated record. The transcript has 2 exons. The coding region runs from base 246 to 1022 and encodes 258 amino acids. Lineage: Eukaryota; Metazoa; Chordata; Mammalia; Artiodactyla; Delphinidae.
CGCCCCCUCCCCCGGAGGUCCCGGGAGGCGCGAUAAAUGCCUAGCGGGGCCCCGGCCGCCCCAGGAGCAGGAAGGGGCAGGCGGAGCACGCGAGACGCCGGGUGGCAGCGCCGCCCACGGCUCCCUUCCCAGGCGGGGCGUCCUUGAUUUUCUCUUAAGGGAAGGCUUAAGGAGCAGGGGAGAAGAAAAGAGACACUCCGGCCAGGGGACCACAACUAACCACCAAGAAUCCCCUCACACCACUCAUGCAAAUGACGGAGCCGCUAGUGACAAAGGCGGCGGCGAGAGCCGCGCGCGCACAGCCCGCUGAGUCGCGCGACCGCAAAUAUGACAAGCAUCUGAGCUAUUCUGCAACUUGGGGCCGGUUAGCCGGGCAGGCAGGGUCCCGGGGGGAAAUGGGGGGAGAGAAAAUCAGACCCCAAGGCGCGGCGUUCACGCUGCCAGCGGAGCUUUCGAGACAGGCGUUCCGGGAGGGCGGGGGCGGCGCUCCCGCAGCUGAGACCCUCUCCGAUGCCCCGGUCUCAGGACGCACGAGUGGCCCGCAGAGACGUCCGAAUGACAGGAUGGGUGGGGGCUCCAGCUGGAGCUGGGGACAGAAAAUUCCCUUUGCGUGCAGUGGCCUCAGCCCAACACUUGAAAUGGGUCACCAAGUCAAGAGUACCUUCGGAACAGGACGGAACCGAGUUGCAUCCUUCGUGGCAGGCCGCGGCCGUGGUGCAGACCCGGCAGCCGGCCGCCUACCCUGGCAGAGCCCACGCAGCUGGAAAGCGAAGGCCUUGGCUGGUGACAACUCCAGUGCUCCCUUCCUGCCAGAUGCCACUCUGCCAAGACUUGGUGGGUGCUUCUCAGAAACCUCUCUCCUUGUCCCCAGUUCCCCACACGGCACUACUCUCCUGGUGGCCUCUGUACAGGUUGACCCUGUACUUCCUGUCUAUAAACCAUUCUCCCUUCUUGAGCAGUUUACACUCUUCUCAAGGUACUCAGCACUCCGGGCUUCCCUAGGAAACUUCAAUGAAUGUUAGAAAUCAUGCAGCCUCCAGACCAUCCUUGUCCCUGGGAACCAGCCUGGUGAGAGGAAGAGUCCUGGAGUAGGAGUUUGAAGAUCUUGUACAAAUAAAUCUCUUAGCUAUGAUUAAUCAUUGACUUUUUAGUUUCUUAAUCUGCUAUGUCACAGAUUUAGGAUAAGCACUGGUUCCGGUGAAAAGAACACAGGUGGUUGGUCAGAAGAUCUUGGGUCUAGUUCCUCAGCCAGUCAGCAGUGAAGCUGAAUCAGGGCCUUGACAUCAUGGGACCCGCAUCCACACCCCACAAAAUGAGGCACUAGGGCUCAGGGGUUUCUGUAGCCCCUUCCCAGAACUAAGAGUCUAUGAAAAGGUGACUACAAUGGGGACUGCCUUCACGGAGGAGUUUAGAAGAAUAUAAAACCAACUUCACAUCCUAUUUUCUGUGAUACACAUUCUCGUAUCUAUUGUAGAAACGAUCUAAGAUUGUGUACCUUUAAAUCACCUGUGAGUAAAGAGGUCAUUUAAGAGAAGUAUGGUGAUUUCGGGAAUGUAAAUAACGUAUUUAAACCACUUUUUGAAGUCUCAGCUGUAGAAAUUCUACUUUGAGGAGU